Arctia plantaginis is the source of this 366-nucleotide messenger RNA. The record is from the annotation of a GenBank genome assembly. Lineage: Eukaryota; Metazoa; Arthropoda; Insecta; Lepidoptera; Erebidae.
AUGACGGAUGGAGUCAUUGGGGAUUUUCGGCAGCAAGGUCAUAAUUGUUGCAGCGAUGAUGUAAAUUAUGUCAGUUGCAAAUCCUACAUUUGCCAACUGCAGUCAUCUGAAUUGAUUCUGGCAGUUCGUCAAGCUGGCGGCCCUUCAGGAUGCGGCUUGUGCGCCCUCGCUAGCACCGCGAGCAACUCGCCACGUCGCUACACUUACAGGGUUUAUAACUUGGUAGUUGUGAUUAUGAAUGGGGUGAAAUCAUUGUGGAUGCGUAAGAUUGGCUAUGUGCCAAAGUAUGGUUAUUCUGGGCGGGCGGCGCGCGCGCACCACCAGUCGUUCGCGUAUCGCCGCGUGUCCGCCUUCGCUGGUACAUAA